UUACUUGACAUCCAUGCAUUUGCUGCACAUAGGGAUGCAUUGAUACAUUGUUAUAAAAUGGCACUCGUGGAAAUGCUUGUCGUUUUUGCAGUGCUUUUCCCUAUAGCAGUAUCUGAUAACGUUUGCAAGCCAGGUAAACUAUCCAACGAGGUCUUCAAGAGUUGUGGAAAGACGGGUUUUGCAAUGAAGUGUAACGGAAGGGGACUACUUUCCAUUCCUAGCGAUUAUCCAACCCCAUCACCGCCUCUGUCUGGACCACCAUGUGUCCUUGACCUAAGUGAUAACAAUAUAAAUGUUGUUGGAAAUGAAACUUUUACUGAAGCAAAACAUAUAAAUUCAACUGAGAUAUUAUAUGUGUAUCUGAACAAAAAUAGUCUUCGUUACCUACAGGGUAAAGCAUUUGUUGGACUAUCAAAUUUGAAGUAUUUGAACUUGUCACAUAACAAUUUAUGUUGGAAGGACAGCUUCGCUCCUGGAGUAUUUGCAUUUCUGAAUAACUUAAAAAUCAUUAAUCUAAAAUGCAAUAGAUUCAAUGAUUUUGUUGGCCUAGACAAGGAACUGAAAGUGAUGAAAAAAUUAGAGGGUUUAUUUAUCACACCAAGGGCAAGCUACAAUAAGUUAUCAUUCGGGGAAGGGUUUAAAGAAUUAAAUCUAACGUCUUUGUACUUGUCAUCUACACCUGAAUGUGAUUGCAUUUUGAAGGAAAUAGACAACAAUACAUUUCAAAAUCUGUUACAUAUUGAGAAACUUUAUAUUCGUGACUGUCAUAUUGAAAACAUUACUGCAGACGCAUUGAAACCACUGAACAACACCCUCCAAGUCUUAGAUAUAUCAGAAAAUACAAACCUGACAUUCAAGGGCAUGAAUAUAGCGCUCAAUGGUCUUAUUAAUUCAACAACACUUAAAGAGUUAUAUGUGAACCGCAUACAUGCUCCUUACAAUCUUGGCAUUGAAAUUAAACCAAAUGACUUACAAAGUCUUAAAACGUUAAAAGGUCUGGAAUCCCUAUACAUGGAUUUGAACAAAAUAGAAGUGCUUAACGAGGAUACACUGUAUCCAAACCCGAUGUUUCCACCAUCUUUAAUUAAUCUCACGCUGGCAGGCAACAGGCUAACAUUCGGAACAUACGUUGACUACUUAUUUAUGGUCAAGAAUAUUACAACGUUAGAUAUAUCUAGACAAUUUCUAGGUUAUAAUCCAUUUAAGUUUAAACACCACGACAUUCUAUCCCACACCACAAGUGGCACGCCUUCAGCUAUGGUUUGUGAUGUCAAUAGUAUGACAGCUUAUGUACGAAACAAAUCAUUGGACGAUAUCAACGAACGAAACGUUUGGGAUAGUGUUUUACAGAAAUUGUCUCUACCAAACGACGAUAUAAAAAACAUAAAACGAGGUGAUUGGGUAACAUUAUUUGCAAACUCACCGAUUGGUUUCGAUGUCAUUUGCACGUGUAAUGUUUCCGUAGCGAGAACAAUGAUAUGUCUACCUGAACAUCUAUCGCACGUUCACUGGUCGUGGAGUUAUUUGAACGGCGAGAUACCUCCAUUGUUAUUAUGCGGGGCGAAACAUUUGGAAUAUGUGGAUUUAUCAUACAACUUGCUGUCACCCUGGACAGGACCAGUUUUUGGGUUGCAUCACUUAAAGUGGUUGAACUUGUCCGAAAAUUACUGCACACAUAUUUCAAAAGUCUUCUUUUUUGGACUUCAGAAUCUGGAAUUGCUUAAUCUUACAGGAAAUAUGCUACAAGAAACAUUUCACCCUAACAAUGCAGAUGCAGGCGUAAUGUUUGGAAACCAAAACAAAAUGAAAGUCUUGAUCUUAUCAGACAUCAAAAUAAGCAGUUUGCAUGAAGAUCUGUUAAAUUCGAUGAUAAAACUUGAAGAAUUAGAUCUUUCAUAUAAUCAAAUAUAG
Mya arenaria is the source of this 1911-nucleotide messenger RNA. RefSeq names its product toll-like receptor 13. Gene Ontology annotation, cellular component: extracellular matrix. The record is from RefSeq and is a predicted model, not a curated record. Gene Ontology annotation, molecular function: protein binding. The transcript is spliced from 2 exons. Lineage: Eukaryota; Metazoa; Mollusca; Bivalvia; Myida; Myidae. Bases 58 to 1911 code for a protein of 617 amino acids.